This is a messenger RNA of Scylla paramamosain (green mud crab), 8786 nucleotides long. Its product is annotated as proliferation marker protein Ki-67-like. Bases 111 to 7679 code for a protein of 2522 amino acids. The record is from RefSeq and is a predicted model, not a curated record. Gene Ontology annotation, molecular function: protein binding; DNA binding. NCBI's taxonomy places the organism in Eukaryota, Metazoa, Arthropoda, Malacostraca, Decapoda, Portunidae. The transcript is spliced from 8 exons. Gene Ontology annotation, biological process: regulation of mitotic nuclear division; regulation of chromosome segregation. Gene Ontology annotation, cellular component: nucleus; chromosome.
UUCAAAUUCAGCGCGCGCAGUUGUUGAGAAGAAGCCGUCGAGGAAGGGUGUUUGACAAUAAGGUAAGCAUGUCAGCCUAGUUUGUGAGCCGCCACAGCAGCGCCACCACCAUGAAGAUUGCCGGGUAUGUUGUGGUGAUCAAGCGGAACGGAGCGGAUGGCACGCCCUAUCCCAUGGUGCACUCCAGCUGCUCCAUUGGCCGCAACAUUGAGUGCGAUAUCCGGGUGCAGCUCAACUCCGUGUCCCAGCAGCAAUGUCGCAUUGAUGUGGACCCCAGUGGCAAGGCAUACCUCACCAACCUGACCCAGAAUGGCCAGACAGUGCUGAAUGGCUACUCAUUGGCCCCGGAGGAGGUGUGCAUGAUGAGCCAUAAGCAAGUCUUUAGUGUGGGUGAGAGGAAGUUCCGCUGGGAGUACCCAGAAGGAUCCUCUCUGGCCGUCUGUGCCCCCAGCAGCAUCCCUGCAGCUGAUUAUAAGAUCCUUGUCCCAGUGGAUAAGUCACCUGUUCUUCCUCCCAUUGCUAAUAGAGGAGCCGCAGUGCACAGGUGGAGCAUUGAUGAGGUGUCAGAGGCCAAGAGGAAGAAGGUCUCGUUUGGACCACAGCUGAACCCAGAGCAUUUUGACAAGCUCCUGCCGCCUGCCACUCCUGUCAGUAAGGGAGACAAGCCAAAUAGUACUCCUACCUUAUCUAUUGGGAGUGUUCGGAAGUCUGGGAGGGUGUCCAUUGCCUCCACCUGUGAGACCAUUGCAGAGAAUGUUCACGACACCCCGACCAAGAGCCUGCUGCGGCGAAGGAGCCCCACCCCAGUCAAGCCUUACUUAGCCCGCAGUCUUGGCAUCAACAUGGCCAAGCUGCAGGGGGAGGAGUCCUUAGUCCAGUCCCCAGAGAGAGAAGGUUCAGAUGCCACUCCGGCCCAAGCCAGUGUGAACACAGCAAAGUCCCCCAAAGUGUCAGGAAAUACAGAAAUAACAACCAAGAGAACAGCCACACCUGUAUCUACCUCCAAGAUGUUGGCAGCCAAAGUUACUCACCUAAAACACUCAACACCUGGCCAGAAGACUCCCAAGAAGACACAGCAGUCACCAGCCUCUACUUCCCUGGCAAAGUUGACUCCCAAGAUGCCAGAAACAUCAUUAUGCAAGACACCUAAGUCAAACAGCAAGAUUUCAACCACGGCAACAGCCAAAAUUUCAAAAGUACAAUUAUCCAACACUCCUAUAUCAAGCCUCAAGACUCUUGAAUUAACUACUAAGACCUCACCCAAAUCAAGCCCAAAAACACCAAAGCUAACAAAGACCUCACCCAGAUCAAGUCCUAAAACACCAAAAUCCAUAAAAAAGGUCAUAUCCACCAAAAUAACUCAUCAAAAACUUGUGUCCCCAUCCAUCUCUGCUCGUACCUCACCAAAAUCAGGGAGAACAUCCCCUGGUCCUGGCCGUCCCCGGAAAUCAAAGAGUCCUCAGACUACACCACACAGGACAUCACCAGAGACAUUGAGGACAACCAUUGGUCCUGGCCGUCCCCGCAAGGCUUCACCAGAGACAUUGAGGACAACCCCUGGUCCUGGCCGUCCCCGCAAGGCUUCACCAGAGGCGGUGAGGACAACCCCUGGUCCUGGCCGUCCCCGCAAGGCUUCACCAGUGGCAGUCAAAACAACCCCUGGUCCUGGCUGUCCCCACAAGUCAAAGAGUCCUCAGGCUACACCACGCAGGGCUUCACCAGAGACACAAGAGGACUUCAAAGUUAAUGUGUCCCCCAAGAGGCCAGCAGACGUGUCCUCUUCUGAAAUUUCUCCUUCCCCGAAAAAGCUAAAGAAGAUUUCUAACUUGCCCUCUAAUACAGCAACGCCCAAAAUCAAAGACGUCGGUAUACUGUCAUCAAAGACCACUCCUAAGGUGACUACACCCAAGUUUGUUACACCAAAGAAGUCCUGUAAACAUGUUAGUCCCAAGGGUCACACACCUAAACAUCUUACUCCAAAGAUGUCCACCCCUAAGUAUGGGACUCCAAAGAAUUCCCUUAUGGUAACCCCUAAAAGUUUAACAAAAGCUAAAAACACAAUCCCUAAGGGGACAACUAGUGCACAGAAGGUACCUAAAUCUGCCACUCCUAAAAGAAUGUCUCCUAAAGUUGCCACUCCCAAGAAGCUGUCCACUCCCAAGUCUGUCUCUCCCAAGAAGCUGUCCACUCCCAAGUCUGCCUCUCCCAAGAAGUUGUCCACUCCCAAGUCUGCCUCUCCCAAGUCUGCCUCUCCCAAGAAGCUGUUCACUCCCAAGUCUGCCUCUCCCAAGAAGCUGUCCACUCCCAAGUCUGCCUCUCCCAAGAAGCUGUCCACUCCCAAGUCUGCCUCUCCCAAGAAGCUGUUCACUCCCAAGUCUGCCUCUCCCAAGAAGCUGUCCACUCCCAAGUCUGCCUCUCCCAAGAAGCUGUCCACUCCCAAGUCUGCCUCUCCCAAGAAGCUGUCCACUCCCAAGUCUGCCUCUCUCAAGAAGCUGUCCACUCCCAAGUCUGCCUCUCCCAAGAAGCUGUCCACUCCCAAGUCUGCCUCUCCCAAGAAGCUGUUCACUCCCAAGUCUGCCUCUCCCAAGAAGCUGUCCACUCCCAAGUCUGCCUCUCCCAAGAAGCUGUCCACUCCCAAGUCUGCCUCUCCCAAGAAGCUGUUCACUCCCAAGUCUGCCUCUCCCAAGAAGCUGUCCACUCCCAAGUCUGCCUCUCUCAAGAAGCUGUCCACUCCCAAGUCUGCCUCUCCCAAGUCUGCCUCUCCCAAGAAGCUGUUCACUCCCAAGUCUGCCUCUCCCAAGAAGCUGUCCACUCCCAAGUCUGCCUCUCCCAAGACACUGUCCACUCCCAAGUCUUCCUUUCGCAAGACUCUGUCAACUCCUCAGUCUGCAAGUCCUAAGAAGUUGUCGACGCCUAAGUCUGCAAGUCCUAAGAAUCUGUCACCUCCUAAGUCUGCCUCUCCUAAGAAGCUGUCAACUCCUAAAUUUGCAAGUCCUAAGAAACUGUCAACUCCAAAGUCUGCCACUAAGAAGCCACCAACUCCCAAGUCAGCCUCUGCCAAGGUGUCAUCCCUUAAAUUUGUCACACCAAAGAGGUUGUCAAAUCCUAAGUCUGCCACAUAUAGGAGGAUGUCAACUCCAAAGUCUGCCUCUCCUAAGGCACCAUCAACUCCCAAGUUUGCUCACCCUGAGGUGCUUGCAUCCCCACAGUGUCUUACUCCCUGGUCUGUGAGUCACAUGGUGUUAACAACACCCAAGUUUGCCAGUCCUGAGGUGAUGGCUGGCCCUGCUUCUGUCAGCCCUAGACUCACCAGCCCCAAGACCUUAACUCCACCUCAGUCUGCCAGUCCUAAGGCCACAGCAACACCCACACCAGUGAUUGCCAAGAAGACCACUCCACCAAGGUCAGGUAGUGUGAAGAAGACACCCACCAUGGCAGACCUGAAGAAGCUGACCCCUCCUAGGUCUGCCAGUCCCAGGAACUCCAAGACUCCUGUGGCAACACCUCAGGCUGCUCUCCCUGGAAAGUCUGCUACUCUGAAUUCUGCUCGUAAGAAGGUCACCAUCAGGAGCCAGUUUUCUGCUACACAGGGAGUGAAGUCAGGCAAGCUGUCUAAGGUGCUGAAGGCCAAGACUCCAAAGAAGACAUGGGCUGACGUGCUGAAGAAGGGUUUGGUGGGGAAAAGGAUGACCCUUUCCCGCUCCCAGAAGGCUCGGGUGCUUCUUGCAGGAACCCAAAGCCUGCAUAAGCCACAUAGGUUGACAAAGCGGUCCCAGAAGGCAAAGGAAGUCACUCCAGUCGCCUCCACAACGUGUGCUUCCACCACUGGUCAUGCAAACUCUCCAGCUCCAAUCAUCAUUCACCAAAAGACCACCAGGACCCCCAAGGUGUUCCGCAAGGGUCAGAAGCAGCAGUGCCUCACCAGCCAGCCUGGGCUUGGCAGCGAGGUGGACAAUUGCGUUAAUCUGGAUGGUCUGUCAGCUCUGAUGUCCACCCCUAAGGCACCACUUGAAGCAGAAACUCUACAGUCUCCACCUGCCAAGACAAGGACCACAUCACAGGGCUCCCCAGCACAACAUCUCCAGAAGGAUCAGGGUUGCUCCCCUGCCAUGUCAUCUGCCAGCUGCAACUCAAACAUUUCUGUCAAUAUGACCAACUUUGACUUUUCAUCUGUAAGGACUCCUGAGGUCACCAAAGACCACUUUGUGUCCUCUUUGGAGACACCAGCUCCUUGUAGAACACCAGAGAGUGUCCUUAGGGAUCCUACUAACAAACUAGCAGCAGAUUCCCCACUGCAGGUGCCCAUAGAGUCUGAUGCCACCACCUUUGACUUUGGCAGUGCCCGCACUCCUGAUGUGACUCGGGAUGAAUUUGUUUCUCCAGUGAGUGCCAGGUCAGAGCGCCUAUCCCGCAGCGCAAAGACACUCAGGAAGUCCUCCCAGGAUGUGGCUAGAAUUCUGGAAAUACCCAGGACUGCUGUCUCCACCCCAAAAUCACAGGUGAAGCACACACACACACCAAGGAGUCUCCCUGCAGACUCUUUAUUGGAGGAGCAACAAGAUACAAGUGUCCAGAAGAGUCCAAAAAGCAGGAGUCCUCACAGAACCUCUCCAGCUGCCUCACCUGGCAAGACAAUAGAAAACAGUGAUGUGCAAGAAAAUAACACUACAAGGCACACCAGUACUCCAAAGAUUGCAGGAACAUCACCUCAAGCCGACUACACUGAUGUUGCAGGCAUGAAGAGACUCCUGCGAACACCCAAACCUGUAGAAUCACCUCAGGCUGACUACACUGAUGUUGCAGGAAUGAAGAAACUCCUGCAAACACCCAAACCUGCAGCAGAAUCACCUCAACCAGACUACAGUGAUGUUGCAGGCAUGAAAAAGCUGAUGCGAACACCCAAACCUACAACAGAAUCACCACAGGCAGACUAUACUGAUGUUGCAGGCAUGAAGAGACUCCUGCGAACACCAAAGCCCACAGCAGAAUCACCACAGGCUGACUACACUGAUGUAGCAGGCGUGAAAAAGUUACUGCGAACACCCAGACCUGCUGUAGAAUCACCACAGGCUGACUACACCAAUGUUGCUGGCAUGAAGAAGUUGCUGAAGACUCCCAAGCCUGCAGCAGAGUCACCACAGGCAGACUACACUGAUGUUGCAGGCAUGAAGAAACUGGUGAAGACUCCCAAGCCUGCAGCAGAGUCACCACAGGCAGACUACACUGAUGUUGCAGGAAUGAAGCAGCUGCUGAGAACACCCAGGCCUGCAGCAGAGUCACCACAGGCAGACUACACAAAUGUUGCAGGCAUGAAGAAGCUGCUUAAAACUCCCAAACCUGCAGCAGAGUCACCACAGGCAGACUACACCAAUGUUGCAGGUGUAGGAAAGUUACUGAGGACUCCCAGGCCAACUGUGGCAUCUCCCAAAGCUGACUAUUCCAAUGUUGCAGGUGUGGGUAAGCUGUUGAGGACGCCUCAGCCUCAAGGACGUGUGCCAGAGGCUGAUUACACUAAUGUGGCAGGUGUUAAAAGACUGCUUGGGACACCUAAAGUGGCAGGGGCUUCACCUACUGCAGAUUAUACAAAUGUUGCAGGUGUGAGACACCUUAUGCGUUCUCCCAAGACUCCUCCAAGCACACCUGAAACUGACUUCACAGGUGUUGCUCUUUUACUAGCCACACCUGAACCACAUUUGGAGGAUGGCCAGGUGGCAAGGAAUGCCACCCCCAAGAGAACCAGGAAGACUCCUUUGGCAGACCAAACCAAUGUUGACCUCUCCCAGUCCACAGCAGAAGGUGGGAAUAGGAAGGUUGUGAACCUUCAGAAAGAAUUGUCCCCAGCCUCCACCUCUCCAUCAGAAAACAUUCCACCCACUGAGGAGGCAGAGGAGUCUGGAAUCCGUAGGUCACAACGGAAUGCCAAAGCUGCGGGUGAAGGGACUGAGGUUACACCAGUCAGACAGGUCAGAUCGAGAAAGAAGAUUGAGGAAUGUGUCUUGGAAUUGGUGCAGUCGCCAGUUAGAACCACUCGGUCCUUGAGGUCCACUCCACUAAGUGAAAGACCUACACCCACAAGAACAUCAAAAAGAACUGCUGCCAGGAAAGAGAAAGAUGCGAAACCUUCAUCCCCCCAAAACGAGUCAGUCAAGUCACCAGGCAAGCCUCCUGUUGAAGUGAUCGAGCCAGUAACAGUCCUCCGGGUCAGUAGUGAUGCGAGUGCUUCUGCAUCCCAAGUGGAGACCCCUGUAAAGACCAAGACUAGAGGAAGACCACCCAAGAAUGCAGUACAGGAAGCUGAGAGUGCAAAUACAUUGGAAGGAAAGGAUGACAUGCCUGUGGUGAAAGGAAGAGGGAAGAGAGCAGCAGCUGCUCAUUCUCCACCAGCAGAAACUCCAGUCAAGGAACUGGUGGAAGGCACAACUGAAAAUGACAAACCACACAGAACAAGAGGCAAGAAGACCAAGACUGAGAAUGUUGAUGUGCUUGUGGAUGAUGGGACUCCUGUUGUGGAGGAAGUGGUAAGAGCAACAAGAACCACCAGGCGAAGGAAAGUUGUUGAUCAGAUUGAUGUGUCUGAACCUCUGCCUAAGAGACGAGCACAGAGGAUGGGGAAGAAGGAAGACAGUAAUGAUAAGGCAGAAGGUACAAAAUCUCAUGCUGACGGUCAACCAGAGGACAAGAUGCCCACUCCACCCAAAAGAGGAAGGCAACCCAAAACAAGAGGAAAGAAGGAAGACAAGGUAAAUGAUGAUACUGAAAAUGUACCUAACCAAGACACUCAAGACAUGGAAGUCACAACCACCCCAUCUAGGAGAGGAAGGCCACCAAAAACAAGAGGGAAGAAGGACAACAAUAAUGAUAAUGAAGAUGUACCUUUGGAAAGCAGACAAGACAAAGAGGACACCAUGCCCACCCCAGCCAAGAGAGGAAGAAGAGUACAGAACACAAGAGGAAAGAAGAGAGUUAAAGAUGAAGAUGAUGGGAAAGAGGCAGAUGAUAACACCAAAGAUGAAGACACUGUGUUUAUGCCACCUAAAAGAGGGAGGAGGGCACAGAAAACAAGAGGAAAUGAGGAAGAGGAUGAUAAUGAUGUGGAUAAAGUAGAAGCUGUGGAAAAUAUUCUUACACAAAACACUGAAGAUGACAAAUCCAAAUCCACUCCAGCCAAGAGAGGGAGGAGGACACUGAAAACAAGAGGUGCAAAGGAAGAAAAGGAGGAUGACGAAAGUAAAGCAGAGGAAAAGGAGAACUUGUCGACACAAAACACAUCAGAUGAAGGCAAGAGAGGAGGAAGGACGCUGAAAACAAGAGGCAAGAAAGAAGAAAAGGAUGGUGACAAAGCAGAAGAUAAGGAGAAUGUGCCAACACAACACCGUGAAGAUGAAGACAAGUCCACUGUGGCUAAGAGGGGGAGGAGGACACAGAAAACAAGAAGUAAGAAGGAAGAAAAAGAUGAUGAUAAAGUAGAAGACAAGGAGAAUGUGCCAACACAAGACACCAAAGAUGAAGACACGGCUGAAUCUUCUCAACCCAAGAGAGGGAGGAAAGCGCAGAAGGCCACUGAGGAAACUGAAGUGUCCACUCCAAGAGCUACAAGGAGGAGAGGCAAGGAGGUGGCUGUUUCUUCCCCUGAGGCCAGGCCUACUCGGGUGACCCGGUCUCGCAAGUGUCUUGUAUAAUAGUACAACUCCAGUACCUGGCCACUGUUUUUGUUUUGUUAAUAGAAACUUCUGAGUUAAACUCCUUCCUGUACAGUCUGUAACACACCCUCUUUUGCUAGUAUUAGAACACCUGGCUAGUUCAACUAGUUGUUAAAUAAUUAGAAGGAUCAGAUGUAGGUGUGGACAAACCCCUACAUUUAAGGAAAGCUACUUUUAAUAUACUUUUUGGAGCAAGCCACUUUUAUGAGCAGUUUGUAUCUGCAAGUGAGUAAGAAGCAAGUUUCUUAGCUUUAUUUUUAAAAAAUUAAGUUUUGGAAAAAAAAAUGGCUUGCUACUCUUAUAGGAUUAUUUUCAGUAAACGUACUGAUUAAUUGAAUCCAUCCUAAUGAUUUUGGCACAAGUGACACACAAACAUGAUAACACUGUCACUGGUAGAUGCUCUCAUCUGCUACAUGAUAACACUGUCACUGGUAGAUGCUCUCAUCUGCUAUCAGCCUUACCAUUCUGGUUUCAUUUUUAAGUGUGCGAACUGGCUUUAUAUUGCAAAAUCCUUGUUUUUAUGUAAAAUAUUAGAUUAUCUGGUAUCUUUAUGACUAGGUAAUCUGGCACCUUACAAAUGAAUGGUUUUGACUAAAGGCCAGUGUUUUAAAACAAGAUGGGAGUGUUCUUAAGUCAGCAAGUGUCACCAUAUUUGUGUGCCCUGUGAUGGCAAGACUACUGUAAUAGUCCAGGUCAGUGACAGAGAAUAUUACAGCUUACACACACCUGCUGUGUUCAUUGGAGUGUUAGUGGAUUCAUCUUUCUAACAUGUUCAGUGUGACAUCAUACAUGUGGGUUUUUAAGACUGUUGCUUGGGUAUUUGAAUUGCAGCAACCUACCUCUUGUAUCACUGAGAAUUAGAAGGAAAGUUGUAUGGAUCUUAAUGAACGUGGUGGCAAUAGUAAAUUUUUUAUUUUGGUUGCAUGAUAUUGUAUAUAUGCACAUUUAUAUUUAUGAACAAAUAGAUUGUACUAAGCUAUAUGUCUUAGAUUCAAUCUAGACUAAAUUAUAACUAACUCAAGAUUGUAAAUUAAUUCAGCAUUUACUUUUAUAAAUAUAAGGUCAAUCCCAGCCUUUUAUACUAAU